Messenger RNA from Fonsecaea nubica, 825 nucleotides. RefSeq lists its product as hypothetical. The coding region runs from base 1 to 825 and encodes 274 amino acids. The transcript is spliced from 5 exons. Gene Ontology annotation, molecular function: acetate transmembrane transporter activity. The record is from RefSeq and is a predicted model, not a curated record. NCBI's taxonomy places the organism in Eukaryota, Fungi, Ascomycota, Eurotiomycetes, Chaetothyriales, Herpotrichiellaceae. Gene Ontology annotation, cellular component: plasma membrane.
AUGGACGCCAAAGAGAUCAACCCCAGCCCUGUCCCCCUGGGCCGGACAGACACGAUCCAAAGCAUCAACCUCAGCAUGGAGAUGUUUGAGAAGCUCUACCUCUCCCCCCAGAACAGGGUCAAGGGCGACCUUCGCAAGACGUUUGCCAACCCGACUCCAUUGCCUCUUCUCGGCUUUCUCGUCGCGUCCUUCCCUCUGGCGUGUGCGUUGAUGGGCUGGCGUGGCGCUGGCGGCGGCGGCGCAGCCUCCAUCGGAGCAUCCUACUUCUUCGGAGGCUUGCUCCAGCUCAUAGGCAGCUUCCUCGAGUGGAUCCUGGGGAAUACCUUUCCCUUUGUGGUCUUUGGCUCCUUUGGUGCUUUCUGGCUGGCCUUUGGCGCCACACUGACGCCGUACUUCAAUGCCGAGGGCGCAUUCACCGCCGGUGCCACGACUGUGGCGGAGAAGGCAGCGGGAGCGGCGUCCUUUGAAUCGAGCUUGGCCUUCUUCCUCCUCGCCAUCGGCAUCCUGGUCUUUCUGUACCUGAUCUGCUCCCUCCGCACCAACGUUGCCUUUUUCCUUAUUUUCUUCCUGCUGGAUCUCGCCCUCUUCCUCCUCACGGGGGCUUACUGGAGAGCCGCGGCCGGCGAUGGCCAGGGCUUUGAAAAUCUCGCAAAGGCCUCGGGCGCGUGUGUGUUUGCCAUGUGCAUCGUCGGCUUCUACCUCCUCUUUGCCCAACUUUUGGAGGCGGUGCAGUUCCCCCUUCACCUGCCCGUCGGGGACUUGAGUCACCUCGUCCGUGCCAGGGCGCCACAGUCCGCAGCCACGGAUGUAGAGAAGGGCGAGUAA